Peronospora belbahrii is the source of this 873-nucleotide messenger RNA. Lineage: Eukaryota; Oomycota; Peronosporomycetes; Peronosporales; Peronosporaceae. The record is from the annotation of a GenBank genome assembly.
AUGGUACAUGGUGCAACGUCUCGUCAAGGCAAACGUGGUGCCUUAGGGAAAGCAAAACAAGGUCAUGGUGUCACUGGUACAGGUGUUAACUUGAAUAGGCGGAAGAAAUCAAAGCUUAUUGUAACAUUUGAUCCAGAUAAGCGCAAGGAAUAUUUAACCGGAUUUCAUAAACGUAAACAAGAACGUCGUCGUUUUGGUCUCGACAUGGAGGCGUAUAAAGUGAAAAAACGUCAAUUAGAGGCCAAGAAACAGCGACGAGAAGAGGAAAAGGAGAAAUUGGCAGCAUUGAAUUUAUAUGACGAGAACAAAGAAGAAGAAGAAGAAGAAGAAGAGGAGUAUGACUCGAAUACGUCCAAGAACAAGAUGGAAUCAUCUUUAUUGGGUGGAAACAAUAGUGUCAUCAAGGUGAUGACUUUCAAUGAUGACUUUACACAGGGUAAAUUUGGUGAUGUAGUGACGGUCACAACGUCGGUCGGUGAUCUACAGAGUGAUACCGAUGACAGUGGUAGUGACUUGGAGGUUUUUGAGAAUGGACAUGACGAGGAAGAUGCGGAUAAAAUGGAGCAUUCUGCAUUUCAUUUGAUGAAAAAGAAGAAGAAAUUUGAGCAGGAAAAGCAUUUGACACUCUUUCAACGAAUACAACAGCAGCGCAAGGGCAAAGCACUGCCGUCGAAGCGUUCUAAACUGAAAGAAGCGCGUACAGCGCGUAAGGCCAGGAUGGGUAAGAAAAGUACUAGCAGUGGCACCGUUACAAGUAAGAAACGCGGCGUAGAGGAUGGCGAUGGAAGAAGUUCUGCCGUGAAUAAGCUCAACAAGAAGCUUAAGAUGAAAAGUAGUCAAAGUGGUGGCAAGAAGCGUCAGAAGACGCGAUAG